AUGGGCGGCUCUCUCUCCAAGGCCAUGGGCAAGAUCUUCGGCAACCGCGAGAUGCGCAUCCUCAUGCUCGGCCUCGACGCCGCCGGCAAGACGACCAUCCUGUACAAGCUCAAGCUCAAUCAGAGCGUCACCACCAUCCCCACCGUCGGCUUCAACGUCGAGACGGUGCAGUACAAGAACGUCAAGUUCAACGUCUGGGACGUCGGAGGGCAAGACAAGAUUCGUCCGCUCUGGCGGCACUACUACACGGGCACGCAGGGCCUCGUCUUCGUCGUCGACUCGCAGGACCGCGAGCGCAUCGACGAGGCGCGGCAGGAGCUGCACCGCAUCAUCGGCGACCGCGAGAUGCGCGAGUGUCUGCUGCUCGUCUUUGCCAACAAGCAGGACCUGAGCGGAGCCAUGUCGCCGGCUGAGGUGACAGAGAAGCUGGGCCUGCACCGGAUGCGCGACCGGUCGUGGUUCGUGCACCCGAGCUGCGCUACGUCUGGAGAGGGUCUGUUCGAGGGGCUGAGCUGGCUCAGCAGCAACGUCAAGAAGCAGACUGGCCCGUAG
Tilletiopsis washingtonensis is the source of this 552-nucleotide messenger RNA. Its product is annotated as CPS1 protein. The coding region runs from base 1 to 552 and encodes 183 amino acids. The record is from RefSeq and is a predicted model, not a curated record. Gene Ontology annotation, cellular component: cytoplasm. Gene Ontology annotation, biological process: intracellular protein transport; vesicle-mediated transport. The transcript has 5 exons. NCBI's taxonomy places the organism in Eukaryota, Fungi, Basidiomycota, Exobasidiomycetes, Entylomatales. Gene Ontology annotation, molecular function: GTPase activity; GTP binding.